Messenger RNA from Vicia villosa (hairy vetch), 2666 nucleotides. Its product is annotated as pentatricopeptide repeat-containing protein At1g08070, chloroplastic-like. Gene Ontology annotation, biological process: RNA modification. Gene Ontology annotation, molecular function: protein binding; RNA binding. Lineage: Eukaryota; Viridiplantae; Streptophyta; Magnoliopsida; Fabales; Fabaceae. The coding region runs from base 52 to 1635 and encodes 527 amino acids. The transcript has a single exon. The record is from RefSeq and is a predicted model, not a curated record.
CCCAAACCCAAUUUGGGUUGGAGGGAAUGUUACAAUAACAAGAGUAUACAAAUGAAGCUUCAAAAUCUGAAUCAAAUUGCGAAACACGCUCAAUUUCAAUUAACCAGAAACCCUAACCCCCAAUUUCUAAACCAAAACCUCGCACUCCUUGCAAAAUCUCACGAAGACAAUGGCAACGCUUUCUUCAAUCUCUACAACCAAAUGCUCUCUUUUUCCGAUUCUUCAUCUCACAACCACUACACCUUCACCCACGCGCUCAAAGCUUGUUCCUCUUUUCACGCGUUCUCCAAAGGCCUCGAAAUCCACGCGCGUCUCGUCAAAUCCGGUCACAUCUCCGACCGCUUCAUCCACAACUCGCUCCUCCACUUCUACCUUUCCUCCAACGACGUCGUUUCCGCUACUCGCGUUUUUCAGUCAAUUCCUUCACCCGACGUCGUUUCAUGGACCUCGUUAAUCUCAGGUCUAUCAAAAUGCGGAUUUGAAUCGAAAGCUAUCGAAACAUUCUCUUCCAUGAACGUGAAGCCGAAUUCAUUAACUCUCGUAAGUGCUUUUUCCGCUUGUUCCACUCUCGGAGCUCUUAGAUUUGGUAAAGCUAUUCAUGCUUACGGAAUCAAGUUACGGAUUGAUGGGAACAUUGUUUUUUGUAACGCUGCGUUGGAUUUGUAUGCAAAGUGUGGGUCUUUGAUGAAUGCGCAUAACAUGUUUGUGAAAAUGUCUAAGAGGGAUGUUAUUUCUUGGACUACUUUGUUAAUGGGUUAUGCACGUGGAGGACACUGUGAUGAGGCUGUUGAGGUUUUCAAACAAAUGGUGGUUAGUGGAGAAGCUGAACCUAAUGAGGCAACUGUUGUAACUGUGUUGUCAGCUUGUGCUUCUGCUGGUUCUCUGAGUUUGGGGUGUUGGGUGCAUUCUUAUAUUGAGAAAAGGAUUGAUCUUUGUAUUGAUGGAAAUAUUGGGAAUGCAUUGGUUAACAUGUAUGUUAAAUGUGGUGAUAUGAAAAUGGGGUUGAAGGUGUUUAAGAUGGUUGUUUGUAAGGAUGUUAUUUCUUGGGGUACUGUUAUUUGUGGAUUGGGUAUGAAUGGAUAUGGCAAACAAGCUGUGCAGAUAUUUUCGCAAAUGUUGGUUCAUGGGGUUUUACCGGAUGAUGUGACUUUUAUCGGGUUGCUGUCUGCAUGUAGCCAUGUUGGUUUGGUUGGUGAGGGAAUGAUGUUCUUCAAAGCUAUGAGAGAUAGUUAUGGCAUUGUGCCACAGAUGAGGCAUUAUGGUUGUAUGGUAGAUAUGUAUGGACGUGCUGGUAUGUUUGAGGAAGCUGUGGUUUUCAUUAGAGGUAUGCCUGUUGAAGCUGAGGGGCCUAUUUGGGGUUCUCUUCUUCAGGCUUGUAAAAUUCAUGGUAAUGAAGAGACGUCUGAAUGGAUUAGGGGACAACUAGGUGACAAAAAAGUUGGUGUUGGUACUGUUGCUUUAUUAUCUAACAUUUAUGCAAGUUCUGAAAGGUGGGAGGAUGCUGAUAAGGUUCGGAAAAGAAUGAGAGGCCCUGGAUUGAAAAAGGUCGCUGGAUUUAGUUGGAUUGAACCUGAGGUUAGAUUGGAUUUGGAUUCAAGUUUAUGUGUUGCUUUAGGGAUCCUUAGGGAAGAUUGAUGAAGCUAUGUAACACAACACUAUAGUUGUACCAAACAACAACAGAAACUCCAAAGGUUGAAUGAGACCUGUGUUGAUAUUUCUCUAUAGUCGGUUCAUAAGUUAGACUCAAUAUGUGAUCUAUUCCAUUAUUGUAGAUUUUAAUAAAAUGCUUCGAUUGGCAGCAAGCAGUGGAAUUUGAUGACAAAAGUGUAAGCUAUAAUGUAUAUUCAACUUACAGAAUUAAACUCAAUGGCAAGGAUACUCAAUAAGUUAUCUUUUUUGUUCUAGAUCCCAAGACUCAUGUCCAAUUUCACGUCUAACUUGUCUAUGUGAUGUACCGUCAAAUCACACAAGAGAAUUUAUCAAGUUAACAAUUCUAUUGCAAUGAAAUCGUUGUGUUAGCCAUUGUAAGGAGUCUAUGAUAACUCGAAGAAAUGCAAGAAAUUAUAAAGAUUGCUCUUGUGGCAAAAAGGUUGAUCUAUCUACUUCCAUCCCAGGUUUCACCUACAAGGUUAGGUAGAAAGGUUCCACAAGGUGCAAUUGCUGGAGGAAUGUGAUAGUUUAGUGAUUAGCUUGAUAGAUUGUUAAUAGUUUAGAGAUUAUUUAUUAUAUUUUUAUAUUUCAUGCACCAUAUAAAAGAUAUAGUGGAAGUUUAGAAAUCAAAUUGAAGAUUUACUCAUUUAUAUUUAACUUAACAUCUUAUUUUACCAUUUUAACACUUUUCAUUUUAUAGCAUUUUGAUUCAAUUAGUUUGAUUGUUCCCAAGAGAGUCUGUUCCCUUGUCAAUCCUUAAUAUAUUAAAACAAAAUACAAGUUUCCCUCCUAAUCCUUAAUAAGUUUCCCUCCUAACUUCUACCUAAUCAGUCAUGUGCAUCGCACAGGUAAAAGUACUAGUUAGCAUGAAUCAUUCAAAACAUGAAAUUGAAAUUUGAUAGGGAACAGUUUCUAUUUGCUUAAGAGUUUGAUAUUAUGUAUCCCUUCAACAAGAAAUGGUUUAAUACAAUGUACUACUACCAACAAUAAGAUCAAAACGGGUACCAUUAACGAAU